AUGUGUUGUGACACUGCCCACUGUCACCAUAGAACCAUGGGUGGAUAUCAACCAAGCAACAACAUUGACCUGUCUACCGUCUCAGGGGACACUACGUGAAUUGCGUUGGAGAAAAUAUUCUCUGAGUGAACAAUCUUGCGAUUAUAGCCUAUCGUGUCUUAAUAUUGUGAGAUUGGAAUUAGGCACGGUUAUUUGGGGUUCAGAUCAAAACCGUUAUACUUUUGAUGAAACUCAAAGUGAUUAUCCUCUAACCAUCAAAUCAGUCACAUUAGCAGAUGAAAGGUACUAUGGUUGCUAUACCAAUGUUGCCGGAGAAGGACCAUAUUCUUCUAACUCAACAGCGAUGCGAGUAAGAGUGCCACCGAGUUCUCUUGCAAUCACUUACUACGGUGCAUCAUACAGCGAUGGGGUGUCCUUUCCUGUUGUUGCCGGAAACAACCAUUCAUUCAGCUGUACCACACCUGGAGUCAAGCCAGCGACCAAGUUCACUUGGAUUCUAUCUGCUGGCAUCACUUCAGACCAGCCACUAGGAUCUCAGACAGAAACUCCUAAUAGCGACGACAGCAGGUUGACAGACAGCACCAACACGAUCACUGUAAACAUCGCAAAGACACCAGCGAAUGCUCAGCUGACUUGUGGUGCUACCAAUAGACAAGAUGGAUCAAACAUUGCAGAUAUGAGCAUCACUGUUACUCUUCAAGUCAGAGUGCCACCAACAAAAGUGAAAUUAUCCGAUUCAAACGGUGACAAGGCACCUGGCGAGGUAGUGAAUGUUACUGAGGGAACACCGUACCCAAUGACGUGCUUGGUACAGGGUACCAGACCAGCUGCCACAAUUCAGUGGUUUAUGGAUAAUGUCGCACCAUCAACUGGGGUCGAAACCCUGACUGAAUCUUCUUCAAAUGGAUUGAUAGAUACGGCAGGCACCUGGACGUUCACUCCAGUCAGAGCCAAUCACAGACAGGUGGUGAAGUGUGUAGCCAACACUUUAGAGUCGCAGCAACCAUACCCAUCUGCAGAGAUUACACUGAAUGUAUAUGGUCCCCCAGACAAUCCAAUGAUCACGAGUAGUACACCAAUGAUGGAGGGUGCAGAAACAAGACUUAUAUGCACAGCAGACAAGGGUUACCCAAAUAACUGGCAACUGGAAUGGUCCAAUGGAACUAUGGGGUUUGACAGUACAAAUACGACUUACCAGGAUUCAUUAACAUUUAGCGAUCGUUACCUGUUUACAAGCAACUUGGAUAUAACUCCAUCAAGAGAGGACAAUGGCAGGACUGUCAUCAACUGUUCUGCAGAGGGAGGGUCAUGGAUCCCAGGCAGGGAGGGCUCGUAUGGACCUAUUGAUGUUCAGUUUUGUGCAAGAAUUGUGAGUGCUCAGUGUCCAGUAGUUACAGCAGGCAACACAGCAACCUUGAGUUGUACAUCAGAGAGUAGUAAUCCAGAAACCAAUCUAACUUGGUACGAUAAGAACAACGUGGAGUUGACCAGUGAAACUCCUCAAGUCGAUCCCAACGGUGCUUAUGGAGGAGAAGUCACUACAAGACGAUACACAACUGCUGAACUAAGCAAGACCGACAAUGGCGAAGAGUUCAAGUGUUGUGCUACCAACAUUGCUAUUACAUGUGCUUCCAAUCUACAUGUAUGUGACAUGUGCACACUUGAUGUUCGAUAUCCUCCAGUAUUGUCCCAACCUACAAAGACUCCAACUGAACCAGUUGUUGAGGGCAGUAAUGUAACCCUUGCAUGUACUGUAGAUGCCAAUCCUAGGCCUAGUGACAUCACUUGGAAGAAGCAAGACUCAAGUGAAGCAUUCAGCUCGGUGUACAAUGAAUUCAAUAGUACACUGACUCUGAGUAACAUCAGGAGGGAGCAGGCUGGGUACUACAUGUGCCAAGCUAACAACGGGGUGCCUACAGCUGACCCAAAUGAUGACGUGGUGUCAGAUUCAGUUACUCUUAUUGUGCACUAUGAGGUGAACAUCACCAAUAAAGCAAAUGAUAAAGAAGAAGUGAACAAUGGUGAUAAUGCUGUCUUAACCUGCGUUGCGGUGGGCAAUCCUCAGCCAGUCAUGGAGUGGUAUGGUCCAAACACCAUGGGGAUAAUCAGUGACAUGGACGAAGGCAAGUUCCUCAUCACCAAUGAGACAUCUGGUGGAGAUGGAGUUUUGGGGUUUGAGGUCACAAGCACAUUGACCAUCAAGGCAGUAGAUUCCCUGGUUGAUUAUGGGGUGUACACCUGCAUCAGUUCAAAUGGCAUCGGGAGAGAGGACUCACUUAACAUCACCCUCAAUGGAACAAGACGACCAGACGAGCCUACUGGAGUUGUGAUCACUGAGCGGACGGCAGAGUCUCUGACUGUGGGUUGGACACCUGGCUUUGAUGGUGGUGAGGAGCAGUCAUUCCGUGUCAGCUACUUCAAGUCAUCAGACCCGUCCAAAGUGGUCUUCACUGACGAGAUACCGAUAGGUGGAAAGACAACAUCCACAGCAACGGGUCUGGAUGACUACACAGAGUAUGAGAUCAGGGUGUAUGCCAAGAAUGCCAUCGGUGAAAGCAUUGGAUAUGGCAACACAACGGGAUAUACACUGCCUAAUCCACCAGGCCCUGGCUCAGGGAUCACUGUAGGGUUUAACAAGAAAGAUGGGACUGUGGCAGUUGGAGGGCUGAAGGAAGGGAAUGGAUGCAUCCAGCUGGAAGUCCAAUACCAAGGCAAUGGCACCUGGAAAGAGUGUGGAGCCUGUAUCAGCUCAGAUCAGAAAGUGAAGCUCUCUGAAUGGUGUGCGUCAUCUCAGAAGCGAAGAAGACGAGCUGCAGGAGACAUUGAAGCCGUCCGCUCCAAAAAGUGCUUCGAUGAUUUGUGCAGUGAACCAGCAGCUGCUGAAAUUGUCAAGCCAACUGAUGCAACUCCCCUUGGACUUGAUAUUGGCCUCAUCGUUGGAGCGACAGUAGGAGGCAUCAUACUCAUCGCUAUCAUCGUUGUUCUGGUUGUCUACUUGGUCAGGACCUCACCCCAGAGGAAGAAUGGCAAGGAAGAUUCCUUCAGCCCUGCCUACUAUAUUCAAGAAGUUGAACUACAAGAACCAAGCCAUGAUGUGCAGCCAGAGGAGAACAAUGGCAUAACAAACCAAGCCCUGCAGAACAAGGAUGGAUUGGAAGCAGACACUACCAAAGGACCCAUUCCUGUCAAGAGAUACACCGUGGACAGUGGAGACACCUAUGCACAGGUCAACAAGACUAAAUUGCCUCCUAAGCCUCAAUCGGCCAGAUCAGCUCCCACAAUCUACAAGGACAAGAAACCCAAACCACCUCAUGAUGACUACGCAGCAAUGAAGAAACCCAAGAAAUAUGUUCCUCCAUCAUCCAGAGCUGCUGAGGAGUCAGCAUAUGAAGAGAUACAGAUCAGUGACAAAGACAAGGCAAAGAGCCCCCCAGCUGCAGCUGCUGAGGAGUCAGCAUAUGAAGAGGUGCAGAUCAGUGACAAAGACAAGACAAAGAGCCCCCCAGCUGCAGCUGCUGAGGAGUCAGCAUAUGAAGAGAUACAGAUCAGUGACAAAGACAAGGCAAAGAGCCCCCCUGCUGCAGCUGCUGAGGAGUCAGCAUAUGAAGAGGUGCUGAUCAGUGACAAAGACAAGACAAAGAGCCCCCCAGCUGCAGAUGACUACACAGCAAUGAAGAAACCCAAGAAAUAUGUUCCUCCAUCAUCCAGAGCUGCUGAGGAGUCAGCAUAUGAAGAGGUGCCGAUCAGUGACAAAGACAAGGCAAAGAGCCCCCCAGCUGCAGCUGCUGAAGAGUCAGCAUAUGAAGAGAUGCAGAAUAGUGACAAAGACAAGGCAAAGGGCCCCCCAGCUGCAGCUGCUGAAGAGUCAGGAUAUGAAGAGAUGCAGAAUAGUGACAAAGACAAGGCAAAGGGCCCCCCAGCUGCAGCUGCUGAAGAGUCAGGAUAUGAAGAGAUGCAGAAUAGUGACAAAGACAAGGCAAAGGGCCCCCCAGCUGCAGCUGCUGAAGAGUCAGGAUAUGAAGAGAUGCAGAAUAGUGACAAAGACAAGGCAAAGGGCCCCCCAGCUGCAGCUGCUGAAGAGUCAGGAUAUGAAGAGAUGCAGAAUAGUGACAAAGACAAGGCAAAGGGCCCCCCAGCUGCAGCUGCUGAAGAGUCAGGAUAUGAAGAGAUGCAGAAUAGUGACAAAGACAAGGCAAAGGGCCCCCCAGCUGCAGCUGCUGAAGAGUCAGGAUAUGAAGAGAUGCAGAAUAGUGACAAAGACAAGGCAAAGGGCCCCCCAGCUGCAGCUGCUGAAGAGUCAGGAUAUGAAGAGAUGCAGAAUAGUGACAAAGACAAGGCAAAGGGCCCCCCAGCUGCAGCUGCUGAAGAGUCAGGAUAUGAAGAGAUGCAGAAUAGUGACAAAGACAAGGCAAAGGGCCCCCCAGCUGCAGCUGCUGAGGAGUCAGCAUAUGAAGAGGUGCAGAAUAGUGACAAAGACAAGGCAAAGAGCCCCCCAGCUGCAGCUGCUGAGGAGUCAGCAUAUGAAGAGAUGCAGAUCAGUGACAAAGACAAGACAAAGAGCCCCCCAGCUGCAGAUGACUACACAGCAAUGAAGAAACCCAAGAAAUAUGUUCCUCCAUCAUCCAGAGCUGCUGAGGAGUCAGCAUAUGAAGAGAUGCAGAUCAGUGACAAAGACAAGGCAAAGAGCCCCCCAGCUGCAGCUGCUGAGGAGUCAGCAUAUGAAGAGGUGCCGAUCAGUGACAAAGACAAGACAAAGAGCCCCCCAGCUGCAGACUCUGCUGACACAUAUGCAAGUGUUGGGGGGCAACAGGACACAAGUGGACGAGUGGUGACCGAGGACGGCUUGAUCUAUGCUGAGGUGGGUCAUAUGAAGCAACAUCCUGUAGAUCAACCACCCAUCCAGACAGAGGAAUCAACGGAAUACGCUUCGCUGGACUUCGCACGGAUGAAACCGGAGGAUAAGUAGACGCUGAUAAGGAAUGAUUUCGCUCAGUCGUAAAUGUGAAACGUGUUCCAAGACAUUCCUUAAGGCUUGUUCAUAGUCGGUGCAAAACUGAAUGGGAAUUUGUGAUGUCAUGGCAAGUGCACGUAUGCUGCAAAUUCGCACUUGUUGAAAACAUUCCAAUUCUUGCAAAUUUUACUGCAAAUUUGUGUGACGUCCAAUGUUCCUGACAUUCACAUUAAUUAUGAGCAAGCCUUAAUGCAAUGUUAGGCCGUGUCCGAAACAGGUUUCCAGAGCUAGAGCUACGGCUGCGUCUAUUGUCAGCGCGUCCCGGCGUAUUUUCAAUAGGUGCAGACCUAGACCUAGCUGUAGACAGCUGAUUCGGAUGCAGCCUUAUACAUGUUAUACCUUUAUGUGAUCAGUAUAUGUACAUCAUACUGAAGUUGUACAUUUAAAUAGUGAAUCACAAGAUACCUGGACUAGUAAUCGGGGGGUCGUUGGUUCGAGUCCCACCCAGUUAACUGUAGAAAAUGUUGUCACAACGUCUCAUAGAUAUGAGUAGAGAGUGAACACAUGAUUGUGAAAUAUGUCACCUGUGUUUUGUACUUAGUUUCUCGUUGCGGUUUAUCUAGGAGGCAGAAGAAAAUGUUUAACCACAAAAACCUUCUUUGAAAAAAAAAAUGAUUUAGCCUAUAAAACGUGUCUAAUUUUCAACAUCUGGACAAGCUGUAAAUAAACAUUCCUUGCCAAGAUUUUAAAGGUAUAAUAUAAACCAAUUUUUUCUUUCAUACUUUAAAAUUUAAUUGGUUUGUGCUGUACAGCAUCGUUAAGCGGUGAAUUGAGAUAUACAGGGCUCUUAUAGACUCUGUGCGCAAGUACCCCCUCAACGGUUACAAAAGGAGAGUUGGGGGACCUUGACCUUGGAGGGAAUCUUGAGCACAUUACAGGAGCACCUGACGCUCGUGCCAAGUUAUCACCAAUUCAUGCAAAUUCAAAACGAAAUAGUGUGUACUUUGCCCCAUGUGCGUACGAGUCAGUACGCGCAUGCAGCACGUCCCUCCCAUUGGAACUAUUGAAAGGGGUCACUAGGCGCCAUGCACUUCUUGUUCGCGUUGUCCACUGUUCAUGCACA
This is a messenger RNA of Patiria miniata (bat star), 6074 nucleotides long. RefSeq lists its product as uncharacterized. Gene Ontology annotation, cellular component: cell-cell junction. The record is from RefSeq and is a predicted model, not a curated record. The coding region runs from base 344 to 4966 and encodes 1540 amino acids. Gene Ontology annotation, molecular function: cell adhesion molecule binding. NCBI's taxonomy places the organism in Eukaryota, Metazoa, Echinodermata, Asteroidea, Valvatida, Asterinidae. The transcript has 40 exons. Gene Ontology annotation, biological process: cell-cell adhesion.